GUCAAUCUGUUUUAUCAAAAAUAUUUGUUAUUCUGAAAUUUGGAAGCGGCCCCGUAAUAGUAGUUAUAACAUAUUGAAAUUGAAAUGAUUGUUUUUUAGAAUGUUUCAAAGCUCUCGAUUCGUGAUGUAUGCGCGCCUGUUCGCUAUAAAAUUUCACCGAUUUUUCCCGGUUUCCGUUCGUAAUUUCAACGUCAGGAGUACCACCAAGCUUGGAUUUCCUUGUUCAUACACGGAAGAAGAAACUCGAAAAAUUCUGAACACUUUAAAUGAACAGAAUGUUGAACACCUGUACAAGUAUGACAUAUCAAAAAGUCGUCUUAAAAGAAUCGAAGUAUGGCGUCGAAAAUUUGGAAUGUUUAUUUCACUGGAUCAGGUUUUGCAGCUUGAUGGCUUCGGAGUUACAGUUCUGCGAAAAUUUUAUGAUUCAAUUGUUGAAAGCCCAAAAGACGUCAAUGCGGUAUCUUCAAGGGUUAUAAAAAAAGAUGCGAAAUGCACUAUCCCUGUGUUUUCGGCGAAUCUAAUUCCAAAAGUUCAAAACUGCGUUUCUUUAUAUAUUGGUUUGGAUUUCGUAACCUGGGCUAAAUUCCAAAUCACCGAAGAUCAACCAACUACGUUAAUCGGUUGGAAUAGUUUUGACAUUUCUGAUCGAAAACUGCAUAUUACUGACCUAAUUCGAACUGUUAAUCAAAUGAAUCAACUGAUUCCGGAGGCGGAUGUUUAUGUGGUGGAAAAUCCUGCAAUAGCUCAAACGCUGACCACAGGAAGUGCUCUAAAAACCAAUAUUAAUGUACAGAAAUCACAACUUAAUGCGAUGAUUAUGUUAAUGCUGUGUAAUCGUCCAAGAGAUAAUAUCGAGUUAACCGAGAAUAAUAUUUAUUUCCUAAAACAGUUUAUUUCUGCUCGUCUCUUUGGAAUUUAUGUUGGUAAUGAGCGGGUCUCCUCUGAAAAUGUUAUUCGUUCCUUAAUGGAACGUCAAGUUGGAUUGAAUGAAGAAGAUUCAAUGGAAAAUCGGUCAAAAUUGAUUAUACCUUCUGGUCUAAAGAUUUUGUAUGAAGAAAAUUCUGAUGUUAAGAGAGAAUUUCUUGGUCAAUCAUUGUUGGUCGGAUUAUCAUUUUUGAGAUUAUGCGUUUUUGAGUGCGAAAACAGUUUGAGCGUUUUACGAAGAUGAUAAAAUGUUAAAAAUCA
Messenger RNA from Malaya genurostris, 1185 nucleotides. RefSeq lists its product as uncharacterized. The coding region runs from base 101 to 1168 and encodes 355 amino acids. The transcript has 2 exons. Gene Ontology annotation, molecular function: DNA polymerase processivity factor activity. Lineage: Eukaryota; Metazoa; Arthropoda; Insecta; Diptera; Culicidae. Gene Ontology annotation, biological process: transcription elongation by mitochondrial RNA polymerase; mitochondrial transcription. The record is from RefSeq and is a predicted model, not a curated record. Gene Ontology annotation, cellular component: mitochondrial nucleoid.